AUGGUUCGGACUUGUGUAGUUUGCCGUAAAUCAAACUUCAAUGAAGAUGUGUCAUUUCACAUGUAAGUGCAUCAUAAUGGUAAUGGUUAUCUUUAUUUAUAAUUAUUAUUAUUAGGUUCCCAUUGAAUGAAAAAAGAAAGCAAAAAUGGAUGAUUGCCUUGGGGCUUAAAAGUACUGCAAAGUAUCAAUACAUAUGUUCAAAACAUUUUACUAAAGACUCCUUUAGAUUCAGUAAUAAAAAAAAACUACUACAUCCAAAGGCUAUUCCUAAACUGUAUGUUAAUUCAAAUUGUAUGCAUAUACAAUUUAAAAUAAUUAAAAUAUGAUUAUAUAUGUAUAUUAUCUAACUUAUUGUUUUAGUACUGCUGCAGAGUAUGAGACUUCAUUAUUACUUAAUAAUAUUGAUGAUCCGUGUUCUCGAAAUAAAUUUCACACCAUAUCGACUAUGUCAAAUGAGUAAGUAUUUUUAAAAUUUCACUAUAAAAUAGCAUCCUUAAUCAAAACUUUUUAUUUUAGUGAAUCAGAAAUUGUUAUUAAGGAACAUUUUUCUCCUAGUAAACUUCUUGUUCAACCUAAUAACUCAAAUGAGUAAGUAUUUUUAAAAUUUUACUAUAAAAUAGCAUCCUUAAUCAAAACUGUUUAUUUUAGUGAAUCAGAAAUUUUUAUUAAGGAACAUUUGUCUCCUAGUAAAUUUCUUGUUCAACCUAAUAGCUCAAAUGAGUAAGUAUUUUUAAAAUUUUACUAUAAAAUAGCAUCCUUAAUCAAAACUGUAUAUUUUAGUGAAUCAGAAAUUAUUAAGGAACAUUUUUUUCCUAGUAAAUUUCUUGUUCAACCUAAUAGCUCAAAUGAGUAAGUAUUUUUAAAAUUUUACUAUAAAAUACCGUUCUUAAUCAAAAUUGUUUAUUUUAGUGAAUCAGAAAUCGUUGUGGAUGAACCGUGUUUUUCAGUUUACUGUCAAGACCUAAAUGAAACAGGUAACAAUUAUUUCUAG
This is a messenger RNA of Cinara cedri, 991 nucleotides long. NCBI's taxonomy places the organism in Eukaryota, Metazoa, Arthropoda, Insecta, Hemiptera, Aphididae. The record is from the annotation of a GenBank genome assembly.